CUUUUUAAGGAAACCGAGUCGCCUCUUUCUUCCAGUUGCCUUUUCUUUCCCAUUAUCUCCUUCAGCCCGAAUUCUUCCUUGUUUUGCUAUUUGGAGCAGAAUUGUUAAAGGGUGCUUUGUGUGACGGAUUAAUUGCUUUGUGCUUUGUGAGAACGAGCCUUGAAACAGCGCACUAGCAUUCUACACCGUGCAUUGAGAUUGUGUUCCAGCUUGGGUCCAGGAAUCAGUGUCGGUAUAUACCCGCAGCGGCGGUUGCAGUUCCAGUAUUUUCAGGGAUAUAUACUCCAUACGACCUUGGACGCGACACAUCGCCUGUAUUUGAAAGUCUCCAAUUGUUCAUUCCCUAAUUGGGAAACAGAGACGGCUUUCCAGCACUAUGAGUCCCAUAUUGCACACUGCAUCUGCAUUAUUAUGGCCACGAGAUAUCAGCCAAGACGUUGAUAACGUCAAGCAUACCUUUUCCAGCUGGGAUACUUGUAUGGAUAAGAACUAUUGCAAGUGGCCCGUCAUCGUCGCGAUUAUUGUCGGCUCCUUGAUAGUCAUCUCCAUUGUCGCCUGCAUUGUUAACUGUAUAUGCUGUGGCUAUCGCUGCUGCACCGGCUGUUGCUCGUGUUGCUGCCCCUCCGGGCGCAGGAGAGAAAGAGCGCCCAAAUACCUCGACAAUCCAAUACCAUCAGCACCGUAUAGUCAUCCCGUCAACACUGCCUAUCAAUCACCGUACAUGCCAUCACCGUAUAACAAUAGAUUUGACUAUACCCCGAAAGCUGCAGCUGCAUCAUCACCGGUUCAUGACGAUUCGCUACCUUCCAUGCCCACCUAUGAUAGCUCAGCCAGACGAUACGGCCAUUCCACCCGCGACGAUAUGGAAAUGGAACCGCUAGAUCAGCCGGGCCUUGUACCACCUGCACGAUCAAAAUUCGGCAGAUCAGGAUACAUGGAGGUUCCGUCCGAUGCGGCCGAGCCUCUACCUGUUCAUCAAGGACAGGAUCCCUAUCAUUCCUCCUCUUCUCCCUACGGCGGACAGCAGCACUAUACCGAUCAUCCGCACGAACGUGCCGCUUCUCAGUCCUCAAGGCUAUAUACCCCUGCUUCAAUGUCGACCGCACCACCAACUUAUGUGUCUAUGCUGGAUGAACCAGAGCAGCCGUCGCAGUCGCGUUUCUAUAACCAGCACCAGUCUCCGCCUGCUGAGCUUUCUUAUGACCCCUAUUCUGCUCCGACGGGAGAUGAGGGUAGACAUCCGUCUAUUCUUGUUAGUGGGCGGAAGCCAGCUCCUGGCUCGACGAGGGUUGUCUAGUUCAUUGUUGUAGUUGUUAUUAGUGCAUUUGUUUGCCCGUCUUCCUUGGGCUUUGGUAGGCGGGUUUGGGGCUUUAUGUUGAUGGGCAUGACGUUUUCUCUCUCUUUCCCUGUUUGAUGAUGGUGAUGAUGACUCUGUCUUUUGCCAUGAAAGUAUAUAUAUGCUUUACUCACGCAUAGUCUGCCUGCGCUGGUCGUGAGAUAUGUAUAGAACUACUACUACUACUACUACUACUACUACUACUACUACUACUACUACUACUACUACUAC
Molecule: messenger RNA, 1567 nt
Organism: Monascus purpureus
Lineage: Eukaryota; Fungi; Ascomycota; Eurotiomycetes; Eurotiales; Aspergillaceae
Source: the annotation of a GenBank genome assembly